Molecule: messenger RNA, 2149 nt
Organism: Hylaeus anthracinus
Lineage: Eukaryota; Metazoa; Arthropoda; Insecta; Hymenoptera; Colletidae
Exons: 5
Coding region: 330-998 (222 amino acids)
Source: RefSeq, a predicted model, not a curated record
UGAUUUUGAAGGUAACCAAGUCAUUAAUAAGAUUUAUGUACGGUUAUUUAUAUAGCACCAACAAAUGAAUUCACAAGUGUUUCCAAUUUUUACAUAUUGUUUAUUGUAUUAAUUUCUCUUAUUUUAUGGUACCGAUGUACACGUUUAAUCAACCGAGUUCACGCGUUACUUGCUAUCUUGUUUCGCCGGCGACAUUCAGUCAGAUUAUGCGAUACAUCGAGCUACGAUGACACGAGGAAAUACAGUUCUCGAGCUGUUUGGAGAUCGGACGAUUCACGGCAAGCAGAAACGUCGUCAUCUUUGAUCCGUCUCAUCGACCUAGUUCAACCAUGCUUUUGAUGCAACAUCUUCUAGGUAGCGCGAUACCUAUGAUUGUCAACAUAGUGAUUUUGUUCUACGUUUGCCAACGCUUUUUUGCAGCGACGAGGCUGCGACGCAAGAUUAUGUCGGAGAUGGCCGAAUUCACCUCGAUCGUUCGUCGAGCUAGAGAGAACGUACAGUUCAUCGGGGAUCAGGUGGUCAAGGGAAUGGAAGAGAUCAAAGGAGAUGUUGGAGAGGAGUUGCGAAUUACUGAUCGGUUGACGACGCAGAACUCGAAGCUGACGGCUAUGCUUGGUCGAUUCGCGACGCUCGAGGAAAACGUGAUCGAGUUGGUGCGUAUGGACCGCAAUCGCGAGAACGUGAUGAUCGAGACACCUGUGGACGUGAACGAGGAAAUCAGAAAGAUCGUCGCGACAGUCGAGGGCAAGAAAAAUGAAUAUCAAGAGCAACCAGAUGACGUUGGUCCAGUAGCAGUGGACGUCCAUCGACGCUCGACUCGCAACUCAGCUCAUCGAAAUCCCCUGUCGAAAUUUUCCGCCUGUGGCCCGCGAGAAGUAGCUUUUGCUGCGCGAAAGACUAUCGACGAUCGUCCUCGUACUCCGACUACUCCGGAAGUACAGCUUCUAGGCGAGUUCGAUCGUUCGAUCGCCAUACGAAACGAUUCGAAAUAUGAAUAGUUGUUUGGAGGGAAUUGAGAGGUAAAUAAAUGGAGUUUUGCUCCAUGUUCAACGUUUCAAAUCGAUGAAAACCAUGCUUAAAGCUGUUUUCCUAACUACCAGGUGUCGUUACAAUGCGAUUAAAUUAAUUAGAAUUAAUUAGUCGAUAACUGAAUCAAUUAGUUGAUUGUACGUUGAACCUUAAUGGCGCUUAAUCGCGAAACUAUUAAAAAUAUUAUUAAUUGAUAGCCGCUUAUGCAGGGUGUCAAGAAACACGUGGGAUCUUCUUUAGAAUCAAGUCUUCAAACUGGUAUAAAUGAAAAGUACCUUACCAUCUUGCGAUUUUUACCUUCUCGUCGUUUCUUUUAUCGAGAUAGUAAUUAAUAAAAUUGUCUGUAUCGAAUCACAACUCGACCUAUGGAAAUUGUAGGAUUAAAGAAGGAUCCGGUCAAUUUUGGUUUCUUCGCGUGGUAGUAUUUAAAAAAUGCGACCAAGGAUGAGGGAGUUAGUUUGUCAAAUCGUUUAUUCUCGCAGAAGGGAUGUUGCUGCUAUACAGGUUGCGACGGAAAGACGCGUAUCGAGAAGAACAACCACGAGGACGAGGACAGACAAUGGAAAGAACGGAAACGUCAACCAUAGCGAUGGGAUCGAGUGGUUCGUGAAUAUUUCUAAAAGUAAAUGCGGUACAGUAAUGCCUCAGAUGUUGAUAAAGGUUGAUAUAAUAAGGUGCUCGUAUUCCUGACCAGAAGUUAUCUCCCGUUACGCUUGUUUACGCUUGUUCCAACUGAUGGAACAUCAUCCUAUUCUAUUCUCUACCGUUACCCCUCAUAUUGAUUUUUACCUUCUCUGUGAAUGAUAUUACUUACAUCCGCACUAAAAAUUAUAAUUUGAAAGUGGGAAUUAGUUCGCAAUACUUACAUCCAAUAUCAAACAGUGGUAAUCCAAUUACUUGCACUCGAGGUAGAAAUUCUAACUUGAAAGCCAGCAUUACUGUACCGAGCUCGAUCCCAUUCGUAAUUAGCGUUGGCUCUAUGCGACUUUAAGAACAAUUUUAUUCGUCAAUCGUGAAGCAGAACGAAGAAGAGAGAUAAAGUAAGAGGAUGGUUAGGAAACGCUCGUCCAUUUCCAAACUCGUUCCUCGUUGCAAUCCUCGCAUGGCCGACUUCUCUUUA